Molecule: messenger RNA, 694 nt
Organism: Copidosoma floridanum
Lineage: Eukaryota; Metazoa; Arthropoda; Insecta; Hymenoptera; Encyrtidae
Gene: Ypel
Product: Yippee-like
Source: RefSeq, a predicted model, not a curated record
AUGACAAAUAGGAGGUUGAUUGGUUANAAAAAAAAACGCCCUCACACUCUCGUCGUUGCCGAUACCAAUCCUCCCAACCGCGACAAUUACAGGGUGAACGUCGGUACGGGGCCUUCGGAGGAGCGCAUCCUGCUGACGGGUCUGCACUCCGUCGCCGACAUCUACUGCGAGUGCUGCAAGACGACCCUCGGCUGGAAAUACGAGCACGCGUUCGAGUCGAGCCAAAAGUACAAAGAGGGCAAGUUCAUAAUCGAGCUCGCCCACAUGAUCAAGGAGAAUGGCUGGGAGUAGCAUCAUCGACGGAUAUCCUUGCAAGCGCCAGAACAGUAGAACCGGAAGGGAAGCCACAGUCACGUGGAAGAGGAGGUGGUGGUGGAGUAGGCAUCCGCCGGAUGACAGAUCGCCGGAGCGUCUAUCGCGAGAGCCGCUGGAGGAGGAGGAAGAGACGGCGACGACGCUGGCGCCUCGACCCAGCGGGGGAUUAUCAUCAUCCAUCCCCCUAUCCCCUACCCUCCAUUCAUAUUCGACUGGACACCUUGUAUGCGUGCGUGCACAAAUACAUACACGUACCGUCUCUUCUCGAGCCACCAACGAAAGUCUGUGAUUAUUUGUGAUUUAUAACUUAGUGACGUUCUUGUGUUUUUUUUUCGGACCAUUCGGAUUAUAUUAUAUUGAAAGAAAAGAAGUUACAAUA